GAGCAGUCCAAACAUAACGGUGAACGGUAAACGGUCCUCGAAACUGUUUUUGCCAUAUAUUUGUCUUAUCGAAUCGCCGACUUUGGGCCUAGGGACCGCGGCUCCCCGAAUUCUCGCAUUUUCGCAUUCUGACAAAGUGCACACCUUUUGGGAGGCGGCGAAAACUUUUGGCCGCGAAAACUUUUCCACUUGUUUGCCCAUGCGGUGCGCUGGUGUGUGUUUGCCAACUAAUCCAAACAUGUGAGGCUGCAAACAAAUCAUCUUCAACACUAUGUUAUAUUCCCAUUCCAAAGGAGCGUGCCCCAAGUGAUCUGAUCGGCCCCAGAAAAAGUUUUCCCUUGACCAGUUCUAAUGGUAAAUGCAACGAUAAAGUUGUUUUCCGAAAUUCGGCGAAAAGUUGCCAGCCAACUGUCCUCAUAAAAUAUGCCAAGACAUUUACAUCGCCCGGCACAACUGCUUUAAGCCCGCUGGCACCCGUUGGCCAUCAAAGUGUUAAAGUGCUAUAAAAAAAGAGCCAUGUCCGAAUUGGGAUCGAUACACCUGCACGCACCUGUCGCGAGGCCGUUGUAAUGCUAAUAAAUUCUCGGGUGCCAUUGGUUUAAUUAAAGAACCGUCAGAGCCGGACUCCGCGGAGGGCACUCGACCAGCCUGAAGAGGUGGACGGGCCGAGGGUAGGGGCAUUGUUCGACCAGAAGGACACUCGCCAAUCUGUGGACGCGCCUACGCUCGCCGCGGCCCAAUCGGGCCACUGGCGGCUAUCUGCUGACGGGCACAAGUGCGCCGCGUGACGAUGAGUUCGUCGCAGGACGGAGGCAUCUCCUGGAUCAGGGCAAGGAUAAGGAUAAGGAUCAGCAGCAGCAGCAGCAGCGGCUGGGGCGGCGGGGAUACGCACCUGCCGAUGAGUGUUUAAUUAAUGUGACUGACUUUAGUGAUAUUCAAAUAAGUGAGGGGACUGGCGGCGAGGCAGUGGCCAAGACCAUCACCGAGCUGAGAGUGCCCACCAUAACGACCACGAACAGCAGCUCCAUCCACAGCAACAGCAACAGUAGCAACAUCAACAGCAACAGCAACAGCAACAAUAGCAACAUGUCGCGCCUCAUACAACCGCGAUAUCGUUUUCGAGAUCUAUUGCUGGGCGAUUUCUCAUUCAACGAUGACGGCGAAAGAGUUCGUGUGGAGUACUAUGUGAACGAAAACACAUUCAAAGAAAGACUGCAACUCUAUUUCAUUAAGAAUCAGCGUUCAAGCCUGCGCAUACGAAUCGCCGAUUUAUUCCUUAAGUUACUGUCGUGUGUUCUCUACAUAAUACGUGUGAUAUUGGAUAAAAAUCCAACAUUUAUAACAUGCUAUGGCUGCGAAGUGGGCAAUAAGACGGAGUUCAUCAUCUCGGCCAAGCUGACGGAGGAGGAGUUCCAGGAGAACCCCAUCAUCAACUGGGACGCCAUACUCUGGGUGAAUCGGCCAACAGUGCUCUGGGUCCUGCAGCUGCUUCUAGCCAUGGUGUCGCUAACGCAAUCCUUGGUUCUCACAUAUCUAGGCUAUAAGGGCAACAUCUGGCAGCAGAUACUCUCAUUUCACUUUAUACUAGAAUUAGUCACGACAAUACCCUUUGCACUUACGAUUGUUCAUCCCCCGCUACGAAAUUUGUUCAUUCCCAUUUUCCUCAACUGCUGGCUGGCCAAGCGAUCGCUGGAGAACAUGUUUAAUGACCUCCAUCGCGCCAUGCAAAAGUCCCAGUCAGCCCUCUCCCAGCAGCUGACCAUUCUAUCGGCCACACUGCUGUGUUUGGUCUUCACGAGCGUUUGUGGUAUCCAGCACUUUCAGCGCGCCGGCCAUCGACAUUUGAAUCUCUUUCAGAGCACAUACUAUGUGGUUGUGACCUUCUCCACAGUGGGAUACGGUGACUUUGUGCCGGACAUUUGGCCCUCGCAGCUCUAUAUGGUCAUCAUGAUUUGUGUCGCCCUCAUUGUGUUGCCCACGCAGUUUGAGCAGCUGGCCUUCACGUGGAUGGAGCGCCAAAAGCUGGGCGGCAGUUACAGCUCACAUCGCGCCCAAAGCGAAAAGCACGUGGUGGUGUGCUCCACCACCCUGCAUGCGGACACCAUAAUGGACUUCCUCAACGAGUUCUAUGCCCAUCCGCUCCUGCAGGACUUCUAUGUGGUGCUGCUCAGUCCCAUGGAGCUGGACACGACGAUGCGGAUGAUCCUGCAGGUUCCCAUUUGGGCGCAGCGCGUCAUCUACAUUCAGGGAUCCUGUCUGAAGGAUGGCGACUUGGCGCGCGCCAGAAUGAACGAGGCGGAGGCGUGCUUUAUCCUGGCGGCCAGAAAUUAUGCGGACAAGACGGCCGCCGACGAGCACACCAUCCUACGCUCCUGGGCCGUCAAGGAUUUCGCUCCGAAUGUACCGCAGUAUGUCCAGAUAUUCAGACCUGAGCACAAGCUGCAUGUGAAGUUCGCGGAGCACGUGGUCUGCGAGGACGAGUUCAAGUACGCCCUCCUGGCCAACAACUGCACCUGUCCCGGCGCCAGCACACUGGUCACCCUGCUGCUCCACACAUCCCGCGGACAGGAGGGCCAGCAGAGUCCGGAGGAAUGGCACCGCCUGUACGGCAAGUGUUCCGGAAACGAGAUCUACCACAUUGUCCUGGGCGACAGUCGGUUCUUUGGCGAGUACGAGGGCAAGAGCUUCACCUACGCCAGCUUCCAUUCGCAUCGCAAAUAUGGAGUGGCCCUCGUGGGCGUGCGGCCGGCGGAGCUACCGGAAUUCUACGAGGAAACCAUUCUCUUGAAUCCCGGGCCCAGGCACAUUAUGAAAAAGGAUGACACGUGCUAUUACAUGAGCAUCACCAAGGAGGAGAAUUCCGCAUUUGUCGUCAAUCAAAAUCAAACAUCGGACCCCACGGCAGCUGCCAAGGAGGGGGGCGGACCUGGGGGCGGCCCCUCCUCAUCCGCCUCCCAGCACGCCACUGCUGCAACUGCCAACCCAACAAAAACAACAACAAUAACAACUACAACAACAGUACAAGCAACAACAACAAUUAGCACCACCUUCACAUCAUCAACAUUACUAUCAGCAUCAACAACAACAGCAACAAUAAAUGCAACCUCAACCGCCGCAGCCGCACCACCACCAGUGCCGUCUGUUUGUGUGCGUGUGCCCCACAGUCCCAGUUACGAUAGUGGUGGUGGCACCACCGGCACCACCCACUUGCAACCGUAUCCGUAUCCGCAAUCGUAUCCGCAACCGCAUCUGCCAAUGCAAACACCUGACAGUGGCGAGUUUGCAUCACUAUUUGUGCCUAGCGAAAAUCCGACGGCUGUGAUAAUCUCGGACUCUAGGCAGAACCUCAAGGACACGACGGUGACCCAGACGGCGGCAACGAUAACCACAACGACCCUGCCGCCACCGCCCCAGACGAUGGGAUCCCCCAGCAUGGCGGGCGGAUCGGGCGGCUGUGGUGGAGGUGGCCUCGGCCUGGGUAGUGCCCACAGCAUGGGAACCUCGCUCAGCAUCACCCCAGCCACACUGACCACUACGGGCAACCACCUGGAUGUGCCCUUCGCCAACAAUCCCAACCUGCUCAGUCCGGAUGUGCUCAACCAGCGGAGGGGUAGUAGACGUCCCUCGAUCCUGCCCGUGCCCGACAUGUUCACCUCCUCCUCGUUCAGCAUCGCCGGCAACGACGAUGGCGAAGAGGGGGACGAGAGUGAUGAUGAGAUCGACGACGAGAUGCCCUGGCGUUCUCCAUCUGAGAAGAUUGCCAUCGUCAAGGGGUUUCCACCCGUGUCACCCUUCAUAGGCGUUAGUCCCACGCUCUGCUACCUGCUCAAAGAGAAGAAGCCCCUCUGCUGUCUGCAGUUGGCUCAGGUGUGCGAGCACUGCAGCUAUCGAAAUGCAAAGGAGUAUCAGUGGCAGAACAAGACGAUUAUCCUGGCAGCGGACUACGCCUCCAAUGGCAUAUACAACUUCAUCAUCCCGCUGAGAGCUCACUUCCGAUCGAAGACCUCGUUGAACCCCAUCAUCCUGCUCCUGGAGAGAAGGCCAGAUGUGGCCUUCCUAGAUGCGUUGUCGUACUUUCCUUUGGUCUACUGGAUGCUGGGCUCGAUCGACUGCCUGGACGAUCUGCUGAGGGCUGGCAUCACUUUGGCAGAAAGCGUGGUGGUGGUCAACAAGGAGCUCUCCAAUUCCGCCGAGGAGGACUCCCUCUCAGACUGCAACACCAUUGUGGCCGUGCAGAAUAUGUUCAAAUUCUUCCCCAGCAUCAAGAGCAUCACCGAGUUGUCGCAGAGCUCCAACAUGAGGUUCAUGCAGUUCCGGGCCCACGACAAGUACGCCCUCCAUCUGAGCAAAAUGGAGAAGCGCGAGAAGGAGCGCGGGUCGCACAUCUCCUAUAUGUUCCGCCUGCCCUUCGCCGCAGGAGCCGUGUUCAGUGCCUCCAUGCUGGACACCCUGCUGUACCAGGCCUUCGUGAAGGACUAUGUGAUUACCUUUGUGCGGUUACUGCUGGGCAUUGACCAGGCGCCGGGCAGUGGGUUCCUCACUUCGAUGCGCAUCACUAAGGACGACAUGUGGAUACGCACCUAUGGUCGCCUGUACCAGAAGCUGUGCUCCACCACCUGCGAAAUACCCAUUGGCAUUUACCGCACGCAGGACACCUCGAAUGCGGACACGUCUCAUGUGAGUAACUCGCCGGUCGAGAGAUGGGGACCCUUCUCGGCCUUCAGCAGGCAUUGUGUGCGCUUGCGUCCAUCGUACGACGAGGAGACCGGCACGCCCGACUCGACGAAGGACUCGACGGAAAUGCUGCGCGGGGUCACCUACCGCCCGCCUGGGUCGGCAACAGGUGGCGCCAGCAGCUUCCGGCCUCAGCCGCAACGCCAGCGUUCGGUCAACUGCCUGGGCGGUUGCUCGGAGCGCAAGGGAUCAUCCUAUUCCAUCAAUCUGGCCGACGAGGCGAGGGACAACCACGCUCAGCAGAUCGAGCGCGCGGAGAUCGCGAAUCUUGUGCGGAGUCGGAUGGAGUCUCUGAAUCUACCCACGAUCGACUAUGACGAUGUGAGCGAGAAGCGCAACCACCUGUCCUAUGUGAUAAUCAACCCGAGCUGUGAUCUCAAACUGGAGGAAGGCGAUCUCAUAUACUUGGUGAGGCCGUCGCCGUUCUCCGCCCAAAAGACCUUCGAGCGACACAACUCGCGCCGCAAGUCGAACAUCUCGUUCUGCUCGAACAUUAACCUGGGAGCCACCUGUGGCCCUCAGAUGCCGCAGAUGAACAUGAACAUGGCCAACACCGCCGUCGGGGCUGGAUCGCGUCGAGGAUCCGGCAUUGCCGGCUUGAACCCCAUGCAAAUGCAGAGCGUUCAGACCUUGGCCGGGUAUGGAUCAACCUCGCAGCGCUGUAGCCCCCCGAUGCAGCAAAUUAAAUCGAAUUCUCUUUCUCUACCCGACAGUCCGACGGUGGUUGGCAAUCAGCGAGGACGGAGUAACUCAUUGCGGAUCGACAACGAUAUCCUGCUGCGUCGAUCCUCGUCCCUGCGACAGGGCCUUCCCAGCGUGGGCGUCAGCCACGGCCGGAGAAAGUCGUCGCUGGAAGAGAUCGGCAUUAGCCACUUCACCACCCUCAUGCAGGCAACCAACCAUAGCAAUCCCAUCAAGAUAUCCCUAAACGGUAGCAUCGGCAUGGAGAACCAGAUCUCCUUGCAGGUGACACCGCCCGAGGAGCCCACACCCAUGCUAGGUGUGCCUUGUGUGUUGGGCGGUGGCGGUGGAGGGGGCAUUAACCCAUCUGGAGCAGGCUCCUCCACCGGCGGCAUGCUGGGCGGCGGCUCCUCACUAGCCAUUAACACCGCUGACCUGGGACCCGGACCAAGUACCUCUUCGGGCGCCAGUGGGUCACUGCAGGCACAGGACUCGCUGGGACAGCAGUCAUCUCAGGUGUCAUCGCCUCAGCACUUGCAGGGAACGAUCGUAUGAUACAACCUGAUGUGGGGGCGCCGACUCCGCUCCUCCAUGUCGAAAAACAAGUGGAUAUAGAAUUCGGCCAGCACACACAGACACACCCGUAGAGAUAAGUUCUAGGCAGAGCGAAAGUAUUAGGAACCCAACCAAAUAAACCCACCCACCCCAAAGGCUGUCUGUGGUGUGUGUUCUCGGUUAGUCCACUUCGAGUCCCAUUAGGUUAGUCGCGUACGCUUAAUAGAUCACUAGGGAGUGGCGCGUGCUUAUCAGUUUAUCGCUAGGGAGUAGGCAUACGAGUAUAUUGUAUAUUGCAUGUUUUGCAAAUUAGUUGUAAGCUAUGAACAUGUCGGCUUUGUACAAAGGAAGCCGCGGCAAAUUGUGUUUUGGGAACAACAAAUGUAGUUAAACUAUCGGAUAGGUGGGGCGAUGAAUAAGCAAACUGUAUAACUGUAUAUAUCUGACGCCUAGUUCUAAGCCAGAUGUAGCAAACUAUCAAAUAGAUCGGGCUUUAACGAAAAACCAUGUAUGUAUAUACCUUAGGUAUGAUCACUUAGUUGGGCUUUAGCUCGGUGUAGCUUCCCCUUCCUUCGGGAGGAUCUUCCUCUGACCCACGUUUAACCCCAUAUAGAUACAUAUAUGAAGGUGCUAUCAAUGUCUUGUACUAUACACACAUUCAGAUUCACAUUUUGUAAAACUACUAGGAGUGUUCUACAUAAUUAUAGGAGAGAAAGAAGGAGAAAAACAAAACAAGAAAGGGAAAGUGAAAGUGAAAGUGAAAGUGAACGGUUUUCAUAACAUAAAUUGGAACGGGCUUUGGUAUACUCUAAUGCUUUACAAACCAACAGAAAUAUGUAUACAUAUAUUAAAAUAAAUCAAACAAUUUGUAUAUAAACUAUGUGAGUAAGAACCAACCAUGCAUUCAAAUUAAAAAAAAAGAAGGAAAACUACUAUAACCUUAUGAGCAAAACUUAAUUCGAAAGACAACAGAAUUUAGAUAUCGUAUAUAGUUUAGAGUUAACUAUUUAAGGCUAGUUUGAACAAAGGAUCAAGUAUCGGAAACUGUACCAAAUUCAAUGAGCUAUGUGUACCAGCGUUCACAUCUAACACAACCCAGUAGCAAAGUGUAACUCAAUUCGAUCCCAGCUAUAGGCUCUCUAGAAAUUAAUUAAAGCAAACUAUGUACCUACUCAACCACAUACCGCAUACCACAAACCACAAACCACACAAACACUCACACUCACACUCACCAGAAAUGUUAGUUAAAGCACUACGUCAGUUUUAUAAGGAAAUUUUAGUCAACGAUGACGAUGAAAUGCAUUCCAGUGUCUGGAGGGAAUACCUAGUUUAGCUUAUGCCUAGCACCCCAGAAACCUAUUUAUAUAGAUAUAUAUAGAUCUGUAUACUACUGAAUCUGUACAUCUGCAACCACAUAGGCCACAUAGAUCAAAUCGAUGUCUCAAUGUACAAAAGUAGUUAACUGAGCCGCAAUUGGCAUUGGCUGCGGCAUUAGAGAUACGAUUAGUGCGAAC
This is a messenger RNA of Drosophila teissieri, 7484 nucleotides long. It is a transcript of the gene SLO2, whose product is annotated as potassium channel subfamily T member 2. The coding region runs from base 1087 to 5970 and encodes 1627 amino acids. The record is from RefSeq and is a predicted model, not a curated record. The transcript is spliced from 28 exons. Gene Ontology annotation, molecular function: intracellular sodium-activated potassium channel activity. Lineage: Eukaryota; Metazoa; Arthropoda; Insecta; Diptera; Drosophilidae. Gene Ontology annotation, biological process: potassium ion transport. Gene Ontology annotation, cellular component: membrane.